GAAAAUAACCAGAAGUGGAGAAUGAUGAAAGUGCGGGACCUCACUGCAUCCUGUGGUUGCUGUAGAGAUGGUGGCUGUGUACUGGUGCAGGAAGAGGCUGGACUGGUGAGACUGGAGCUGCUCCCGGGAAUGCCAGCAGUGGUUUGACCAUAAACUCCAUUAUACAACUGUUCACAAAACAAUGGAAGACGCUUGUCAUCCACAAUCGGAGAGUUAUGUUAUAAUAAAACUAAAAAACAGAAAUGAAAGAUCUGAACUCAAAGUAUCAAAGAGUGAAUGUGGGGAAGAAACCUUCCUGUUUCUGUGCCGUCAUCUAAGAAUUCCCCCAGAGAAGAUAAGACUGGUCUGUAGAGGAAAAAUCGUGACCAAGGACAACCUGUCCUCUUUUAUUGCCAACGGAGCCAUUUUUCAGGCAUUUGGGGAAGAAGCUGAAGAUGAAACCGGCUUGGAUGUCAGAGACAUUGAGGUGCUGAUGAAUCAGUUAUCAGUGGAGAGGAACGUGGCUGUGAAAGCUUUGAGGAAGACUGGAGAUCUUAUUGAUGCCAUCUUGUAUGUUUCUGAGAACUUGUAGGAUCUUUUCUCAUGUAACAUUAUAAAUAAAUAUUCCUUAUAUUUGUAA
Messenger RNA from Bufo gargarizans (Asiatic toad), 619 nucleotides. Its product is annotated as nascent polypeptide-associated complex subunit alpha-like. Lineage: Eukaryota; Metazoa; Chordata; Amphibia; Anura; Bufonidae. Bases 182 to 571 code for a protein of 129 amino acids. The record is from RefSeq and is a predicted model, not a curated record. The transcript has 2 exons.